AAGGAGUGCGGAAGUAACGAGUGGAUGAGCAAGAUGGUGGCCAGGCAGUAAAGGUGUCUGCUGCUCUUGACACAUCGCUCCUGCGCAAUUGAAGCCAAUAUUUUCGGGUGUGUAGUUAGCAGGUGUGGCGCUGUGGUGGCGGGGGUGAAGGACGUGACGGGGGACGUGACACUGGAGUCGACACGGACGGUGGUGGUGGCGCCACCCUCCCCCACCUCGGAUAUGUCGGGAGAUCAUAAGAAGGUCAUUAAGGGAAGUCCAUCGCAGUAUGUGAAGUUAAACGUUGGUGGGUCUUUGCAUUACACAACAAUUGGCACACUCACGAAACAUGACAACAUGUUAAGAGCAAUGUUUUCAGGCCGCAUGGAGGUGCUCACAGAUUCGGAAGGUUGGAUUUUAAUUGAUCGAUGUGGAAAACAUUUUGGCACCAUCCUUAACUAUCUGCGAGAUGAAUGGAUCCCAAUACCAGAAAAUCAGCGGGAGCUACAGGAGUUGCUGGCAGAAGCAAGAUAUUACUGUAUGACUGACCUGGUGGAGGUAUGUGAAGGGGCAAUUAAACAACGAGAACCAGAGAAAGAUCCUGUUUGUCGUGUGCCUCUCAUUACGUCGCAACGAGAGGAGCAGAUGCUUAUACAAUCUACUAGUAAACCUGUAGUGAAACUUCUGGUAAAUCGUCAUAAUAACAAAUAUUCAUAUACGAGCACAUCUGAUGAUAAUUUGUUGAAGAAUAUCGAACUCUUCGAUCGUCUAUCUCUAAGAUUCAGUCGACGAGUAUUAUUCAUAAAGGAUGUAAUAGGCUCAAACGAGAUAUGUCUUUGGGCCUUUUAUGGACAUGGAAAGAAGUUAGCCGAAGUGUGUUGCACAUCAAUUGUUUAUGCAACCGAUAGAAAACAUACAAAGGUUGAGUUCCCAGAAGCCAGAAUCUACGAAGAAACCUUAAAUGUUUUGUUGUACGAAAACCGUACAGGGCCAGAUGCUGAACUGAUGCAAGCCACUUCCACGCGGGGCGCCGUUGCACCGGUUGUCUGUACUUCAGACGAUGAGGAGGAAAGGAGAGGGGGUGCUUGUUCCCAAUCUGGUUUGGGCAGACUACGUUCUAACAAAAAUAAUUAGUCGGCUCGUGAGGAGCGGUAAAAAGAGAGAGUGGAGCAGAGACAGUACUUACAUUUACAGCCAUUUGGUAGCUACUAACACCCUGUAGUACCUGACGUACCAUCGAGGCUACAAAAUUCAAUUGUAGUCUCUUGAGAAGCUUUGCUCAAACUAUCAAAGUCAUAUGAUGCUGCCAAUAAUAGUGGAGCUUUUUUAUACAGUUUUUUCUAUUUGGCUGUGGAGAGAUUGACAAUAAACUCCAUCAACUCCUAUGUACAAGCUCGUAUAGUUAUUUACUGAUAAGGAUACCCUACCUAGUUAAAUGUACUGUAAAGGAUCACUUCAUGAAGUAGAUCCUAGCAAGAAAAUAUGGAAGAAUAUAAAUAAAAUUAAAGCACCAUGUCAGUUUGUAUAAGAUUUGUAGGUAAAAGUUGACUGGUGUUUCCUGCAGGUCUUGCUUAAUUAAGAGGACAUUUUUCUCUGCAAUCCACACUCUUUAUAACAUAAAUAAAAUAUUGGCAUUUCCAUUUUCAAGUUCAGUAAAUAUACAUUUUUUUUUUUCUUUUUCAAAACAUACAAAUGUUUUAAAAGCUUGAGGCUUUUUUUUUUUUAAAUUGGGUUGAUAAACCAGACACUGUUUCAGUAUGUUCAGUUUGGCUUAUUUAUAAACCAGAUUAAGCAAGUUUCUCUAUUUGGUUUAUAGAUCAUGUCACACUGCUGUAACUUAAGGAGUGUCUUGGUUUGAAAUUUUAGCCCAAAUGUUUUCCAAGAAGCGCUUCUGUGAUGAAUAUAGUUUAGACUGCAAUUUGGGGGAUACUGCAACAGAACCAAGUGUGUUCUUGUGUUGCACCCAUGGGAUAUUAUGAAUUAUUGCAAGAAUAUUUUCAUGUAACUUCUCAUGAUGAUGUGUAGGUGCUCUUGCUCGACACGACAGCUGGAUGUACUGUACAUAGGCAAAUGGAGACUUUAGGAAGAGACAAUUACUUCCAGACUUGCUCACAAAUUUUACAUUAAUCCAAUUUAUACAGGGCACUGCUAUUCGAUAAAGUUCUCUUUAUCUAUAGCAGUUAUAUGCCUUUGCUAGGAGACUAAUUUUUGUAUAAUCAUUAAAUAAACCUUGAAAUGCAAGUGUUUUCAAGAGGACCAGAUGUUCAAUUUGUUUCCAAAGUAAUUAGUUUAUCAAAACAAUAUGUUCAGAUGCCAAAGUUUGUAUUGGUCUCAAAUAAUGUUAGUACCCAUUGUUUUCAUAGUUAUUCUACAUUACAAUGGUAGCUCUCUUCGAGCUGAAACUUGUAUCCAUGUGUUAUAGUUGGUAUGUAAGGGCCAGUCUUGAAAUAUUUCUUUUUUUAUGACAUGAAUAACAAAUUUAUGUAAUUAAACACUUUCAAUAUG
Procambarus clarkii (red swamp crayfish) is the source of this 2484-nucleotide messenger RNA. Its product is annotated as BTB/POZ domain-containing adapter for CUL3-mediated RhoA degradation protein 2. Gene Ontology annotation, biological process: protein homooligomerization. Gene Ontology annotation, molecular function: protein binding. The record is from RefSeq and is a predicted model, not a curated record. NCBI's taxonomy places the organism in Eukaryota, Metazoa, Arthropoda, Malacostraca, Decapoda, Cambaridae.